GUUUGCCUCUGCCGCCGCCGCCGCCGCCAUGGAGGCCCUCCACGAGGAGAUGCCCUUCGACCUCGCCUUCCACCCGUCCUCCCCCCUCGUCGCCACCUCCCUCAUCACCGGCGAGCUCCACCUGUUCCGGUACGCCGCGGAGUCGCAGCCUGAGAGGUUAUUUGCGGCAAAAGCUCAUAAGGAGUCAUGCAGAGCUGUCCGGUUUGCGGACUCAGGAAAUGUCAUUUUGACAGGAUCUGCUGAUUGCUCAAUUCUUGCCUCUGAUGUGGAAACUGGCAAACCCAUUGCUCGCUUGGAGGAUGCACAUGAGAACGGCAUAAAUCGUCUUGUCUGUCUUGCUGAAACCACUGUUGCUUCAGGUGACGAUGAAGGUUGCAUUAAGGUAUGGGAUACUCGGGAACGCUCCUGCUGUAACACUUUUCAUUGUCACGAAGAUUACAUAUCAGAUAUGACAUAUGUAUCUGAUUCAAAUCAAAUACUGGCAACAAGUGGUGAUGGGACUUUAUCUGUCAACAAUCUUCGUAGGAAUAAAGUAAAAUCACAAUCUGAAUUUUCAGAAGACGAGUUACUAUCUGUGGUGGUAAUGAAGAAUGGUAAAAAGGUUGUAUGUGGAACUCCAAGUGGAGCUCUAUUGUUGUAUUCAUGGGGAUUUUUUAAGGAUUGCAGUGACCGCUUUCUGGGGCAUGCACAGUCUGUUGAUACCAUGCUGAAGCUGGAUGAAGAAACUUUGAUAUCUGGUGCAGCAGAUGGUGUGAUCAGAUUAGUGGGCAUCUUACCUAACAGGAUCAUUCAGCCACUCGCAGAGCAUUCAGAAUAUCCAAUUGAGGCCCUUGCUUUCUCAAACGACAGGAAUUAUCUAGGAAGCAUUUCACAUGACAAAAUGUUGAAGCUAUGGGACUUGCAAGACCUCUUGAAUGGCCAACAAUCAGUUCAAGAUGAUAAACAUGGUGAAGAAGAUAGUGAUGACAGUGAUGAUGAUGGAAUGGAUGUAGACAUGGACCCGAGCUCUUCAAAAGGAUCAAGGAGUGCAAAGACAGGGAAGAGUCAGAAUUCAGGUGGUGUCACGUCAGACUUCUUUGCAGAUUUGUAGGUGGAACGCCUAACUAUGAAGCUUCAUGAGGGCAAACCGUGUCCACAAGUCCACAUGAAGUGGCAAGAGAGCAGUUUUUGAUUGCCGACAGUUCACAAAGUGGCAAGUGAGCAAUUUUUGAUUGCCGACGCAGUUUUGAUGUUUUCCGGUGCAAUGCAUGUUAAAUAUUGUGCAUCAGAAUAUCGGCUUGUAUUAGGGAGUGACUUUCAUGAUUUGGCUUGAUUUUUGGUUAUCAAUGUUGAGGGGAAAAAUAAUAUCCGGGCCGUGCUCUAUUGAGGUAUAUUAGUUGUAGUGCCCUGAUAUUGCUGAGUA
Molecule: messenger RNA, 1402 nt
Organism: Oryza brachyantha (malo sina)
Lineage: Eukaryota; Viridiplantae; Streptophyta; Magnoliopsida; Poales; Poaceae
Product: WD repeat-containing protein 55
Exons: 15
Coding region: 29-1090 (353 amino acids)
Molecular function (GO): protein binding
Source: RefSeq, a predicted model, not a curated record